Messenger RNA from Acanthaster planci (crown-of-thorns starfish), 5680 nucleotides. RefSeq names its product copine-8-like. The record is from RefSeq and is a predicted model, not a curated record. Gene Ontology annotation, biological process: cellular response to calcium ion. Gene Ontology annotation, cellular component: plasma membrane. Lineage: Eukaryota; Metazoa; Echinodermata; Asteroidea; Valvatida; Acanthasteridae. Gene Ontology annotation, molecular function: calcium-dependent phospholipid binding.
GUUAUACUCACUGCUGCCGCACUCCUGCAAGAAAAAGUUGCUCGUACGAGCAGAGUUGCCUCGUAAUUCCCGUUAUUUAAAACUAAGAGUGGGACUGUAAACUUGCAUAAAUUUAGCUUGGCAAAUCAAUUCAAAGUUUCUGAUCUUCGUUUAGUCAGCUGAACCAAAACUUAGUCGUUCGUACGGAAGGACAAGGACCGGGAAGGUGUGACAUUGACACAGACAGCACAACACCGGUGAAGUUGACACUGCACUGCAGUAACACUAGAGCAAAGUGAGGUUUGACUCAAGAUGGCGGAUGUCAGUGAUAUAGACAUGAUGAUGCCAGGCCAGGCAAUUCCUGCUACAAAAGUGGAACUUACUGUGUCAUGCAGGGACCUUUUGAAUAAAGAUGUUAUUUCCGAGUCUGAUCCUGUGUGUGUGAUGUACCUUCAAACAGUAGGAACAGACACAUACAAAGAGUAUGGGAGGUCAGAGGUGAUCAUGAACACCCUCAAUCCAGACUUUGUCAAGAAGUUUGUCAUCGAUUACUUCUUUGAGGAAGUGCAGAAACUCAAAUUUGAAUUAUAUGAUGUGGACUCCAAAAGCCAAGAUCUGAGGAAACAUGAUUUCUUAGGCAAAGCCUUUUGCACUCUGGGCGAGAUCAUGGGGUCAUCUGGCUGCAAACUCAAGAAACCUCUGAGUGGACCUGCCAAGAACUGUGGGUCUAUCAUCGUCAAAGGAGAAGAGAUGAGUGAAUGCAGGGAUAUGAUCACCAUGCAGUUUAAAGGAGAGAAUCUGGACAAGAAAGAUUUCCUGGGCAAGUCCGAUCCAUUCCUGGUGUUCCACCGAUGCAAUGAAGAUGGAAGCUUCACCAUCUGUCAUAAGACAGAGGUCAUCAAGAACACACUCAAUCCCAACUGGAAGGCCUUCAAUGUCAUGUUGAGAGCAUUGAAUAAUGCCGACCACGACAGAACCAUCAAAGUGGAGUGCUUUGACUGGAAUCGAGACGGCAGCCAUGACUUGAUUGGUGUGUUUGAAACCAACACCAGGGAGUUAUCCAGGGGUCCGUGUCUCACGAAUGUUUACCAGUUGAUUCAUCCCAAGAAGCAGGCCAAGAAGAAGUCAUAUCGCAAUUCCGGUCUGGUCACCCUCUUGAGCUGCAAGAUUGAGCCUCAGUACACUUUCUUGGACUACAUCCGGGGAGGUUGCGAGCUGAAUUUUACCGUGGCGAUUGACUUUACAGCUUCAAAUGGUGACCCACGACAGCCUACAUCCUUGCACUACAUGAACCCAUACACCCCUAAUUCUUACCUGAGGGCCCUGUGGGCAGUGGGUGAAGUCAUUCAGGACUACGACCACGACAAACUCUUUCCUGCUCUCGGCUUUGGUGCCAGGGUCCCACCCUCCAUGCAGACCAGCCACGAGUUCUUCCUGAACGGAAGUCAAACGGAUCCAUUCUGUGUUGGUGUGGAGGGGAUAGUGGCAGCCUACCAGAAAGCUUUGUCAUCAGUACAACUCUACGGUCCUACACUUUUUGCACCAAUCAUAAACCACGUAGCAAGAUUUGCAGCAGCCGUACGUGACGGCAGCAAGUACUAUGUGCUGCUGAUAAUCACAGAUGGCUGUAUCUGCGACAUGGACCACACGAAGGAAGCUGUUGUCAAUGCUGCAAAACUCCCUAUGUCAAUCAUUAUCGUUGGAGUUGGGAAAGAAGACUUCAGCAAAAUGGAGGAACUAGAUGGCGAUGAGGUCAGAGUGUCUUACAAAGGACAAUUUGCUGAGCGAGACAUUGUACAGUUUGUUCCAUUCAGAGAUUUUGAGGGCGGAGACAAUGUGGUGGUGAGCCAGGCUCGCCUCGCCAAGGAAGUACUCGCCGAGAUACCUGAUCAGAUCACGUUGUACAUGAAGAUGCGUAACAUCAAACCCCGCCCACCUCGCUCGCCGAGUCUUGCCAGUCAUGCUAGUCAUCAGAGUUUUCGUACUUGAGCUGUGUGAAAGCUGCUGACAAACCUUUUUGGCCUUGUGCUGAGAGAGAUUUAAAUAUAUUUCCAUCCUUCAGAAUCAUUCAGUCCUUCCAUUUGCGAAGGUCCUAAUUUGCUAUAAGUCAGGGAACCAGAUUUGAGUGUUAGGUACACUUGUCAAUUGGGUAACCAAGUGUGAAAGUUGCCAGCCAGCCUGGUACCUGACCAGACAUUUACAUGAACAUCAAUGCUGAACUUGAGCACACUUCGUAGUUACAAUUACUGCACUAAGACACCAAGGACACACCAUAUUAUACUAAUACUACUAAUAAUGGCAAUGCAGCAUGGGUUGUUAAGGUCAGCUGAGAGAUAUUAGGUUGUAGCGCCGUGGGCGUAUUUAUCUGUAAUAUAAUCCAUUCUGAAGAUGUUUAUAAUGAAACAGUGGUGGAGGUUACACUUAAUGGAUUACAUGCAGUGGAAGUCAUUUGCAUUAUGCCUGGGGACAGAUAUGGUUUGCACAUAAAUUCUGACCAGUGGAUUGAACCAAAAGAGAUUCUGUGAGAGACCAGAUAUUUUAAUGGCUCCGAAACGCAUCAUCUUAGUGUAAACUUAGUGUAAAUAGAGGAUUCGUGUGGCCAGAUGCAAAUUCAUUGCAGCGCUUGUGUUCUUUUUGUAUGUGUACACUGCUUUUAUUUUGAAAUCAACCGUUGUCUUGGGAAACAGUUUGCUCGGAGUCUUUCUUGUUAACCAGUACAACUUCAGAAUGUGAUCCCCUAAGUUUGUGUACAGGAUGCAAAAGCUGAAUCUGUUAAUUUGUGACUGUGGAUUGAGAAUACACAUCCGUCACUUUCUUGGAGUGUCCGUCAGUAACACAAAUAAUUGCAGAGGCUGGUAAUACAAUACUUGUAAGUUUCUAAUGUCAAAUUUCUGCUCAAAAGGUAGAAACCUGACUCCAUAAUGUAGUUUAGAAAAUCACACAUACUUUUUAUCUUCCUUCAUGUAUGCAUUUCUUCCUCUCGCUGUAAGGUCAGUUCAUACUUGACACAAAAGCAAACAGAAACAAGAUUUUAUGAUGUCGGGUCAAACAUUCAUGCUACAAAUUAUCCUCUCGCUGUAAGGUCAGUUCAUACUUGACACAAAAGCAAACAGAAACAAGACUUUAUGAUGUCGCGUCAAACAUUCAUGCUACAAAUUUACAAAAGUUGAGCACAGUUUGACUCAACCGAAUUUUGCAGCAAACAUUCCUAUUAUGUCAAAUUGGCUUGGCUGUCACAUUCGCUUGGAGUAGGAAGCAUCUUUUACAAUGUAACAUUCGGAAAUUUUAAUAUAUUGUGGGUGGAAAAGCCUCCCAGAUGUCCAUGGUGCACUAUGCUACGUAAGGCAUCUAUCUUUCCAUAACACUCUGUUGUGAUCCCAUUGCCCCCCCAUGAGGAAGGUAAAGCCCUCAUUCGGCAGCAAACUGGUAACCAGGGAUCAAUUCCGAGGCAUUUCAAGCAAAUUAGUGAUACGUAUGCCCUCUUGUCUUUUUUCUUAUCUGUUUAUUCCCUUUUAAAGUUUUAAUUUUGUUUAUUUCGGGGGAAAUUACUCCCCUACCCCUGUGAUGCUAAUGCUAGCUGAGGACACAAAUUCAUUAGAUCUUGAGGCAGGCAUUAAGCUGCUGUCUUUGGCAGAUGUCAUCGGCAGCUAUUCAGCAUGACAAGUAUUUGUUGCCUGCAGCCUGAUUGGCCAGGUAACAACAGGCCCAAGGGAGCUAUCGAAGAAAAUGUAAAAGGAAAGCAACAUGCAGCAGUUGGAUCAAAACACGCAACCCUCUCGACCAAAUUAUGCUGACCAGUCUCUGAGCGAUAAUAGAGGAUUUCACUCAAAGGUACAACCUUGUACAGAACCCCCAAACAAAAAAAAUCAGCUUAUAAACAAAUGAAAACUACUCACCCUUGACCCAUAAGGAAGCACCCUAACUACCAACUCAGCAUUUUUAUUUUUCAGUUCAGACUCCGGUACAGACUGUACAGGAAGUACACCCCAGGCAGUCAGGAUUCUACGCAUUGAUAUGAUGCCUUGAUAUUUGUUGUUUGAAGCCAGUCACAUCCUUAUUUUGUUUGCAGUAUCUUGUGUUCAGUCCUUGACACAGUCUAAGCAUUGUCUGUCAGGGUAUGACUUUGCAGAUUCUCAUUUUGUCACCAGCCUUGAGAUUUAUUUUACCUUGUUCAGGCCACUUGUCGAUUUUCCAGGUUAUAUUUUCCCAAAUUCUCAUUGCAGCUUUGAAUUGUCAAGUCAUGCCAUGGGCUCUAGGUAUUUAAGGCAAAGAAAAAAUAGAAUCUUGUCUUUUUUUGAAGACGGAGGCAUUUUUCCUGCAGAUUUUGCCAGGAUGUUGGAAGGAUGUAGUGUCUCUUCCUCAUACUUGUGUUUCAGAAUUAGCUUGUAUCGUAUUAGGUGUUAAACUUGCAGUUAAGAUACAUCGAUUGUAAGAAACAAAUAAAAACUUAAAGCAUAUUACAAAUUUAGUUUUUAAAAGUGAGAAACUAAUACUGUUUGAGAAAUGUGUGUCAGUUUUGGUCGACUGAUACUUUGACCGUAACAGCUGCAUGAAAUUGCAAUAUAGGUUAUCAUGAAUGGCUUUUGAGUGGGUGUCCAAAAUAUGACAGGAAGUCACAAAGUGGAUGUCCUGAAUGCUGUAAUAUUACCUCUUUUACCUGUGCUGUACGGCUGCUUAUAGCCACAGUAAAAAAUUAAAGUGGCCAGAGCAAUGGAUAUUGUGGCCACUCUGUGCCAUACAUGUUUAAUGGCCACAGUGGGGUACGUGGAAGGAUCAAGAACCAAUUUUCAAGGGCCAUUUCUUUUUGGGGGGGGGGCAAGUAUUUGGGGAUUUCCUUAGGUGUAUUUUUUUGAAUGGCGAGGCUUAAUUUGGGGGGGAUUUGGAAUGAAGGGAUACAAAAUCAUUCCCAUUGUGGAUACGGCCAUGUAAACGAAUAAGGUGGCUGCAGUGAUGUGGCGGUCAUGUUGUGAAUGCAGCAGCCAAAAGAUAAGCAUGAUAUGCUUAUGCUUAUGGGUAGACACGACUUCAGUAGUGAUUGUAAAUAUGGGCAUUGUGCCCUACUCUUUGUUUUUACAGUUUCUGUUGAUUUUACAGUGAUCAAAGAGAUUGAAUAGCACGAGCCUGAUCUUGAGUUUCGAUCACUGUAUGCAUUGUAGAUUCUUUAUUUGAUAUUUGUAAGUGCUUGCUUUCUUGUUUAUUAAUUUUAAUCUAUUCUUACGAUUGGAAAUGGGUUAAACAGGUCAAACGUAUUGUUUUAUUUUAUUAUUUCUGUUCAAAUUCUCAUUAAACAUUCAAUUUAAAAUUGUUGGAUUGGAGACAGCGCUUCCCCAGUAAUGUAAAGUUAUCAAAAUCAUGAACAUUUACUUAUCCAACAUCAAAUGUGUAUAUAUUUUUUAUGGCUGCAUUGUUUUUAUUUCUGCAAUGAUGAAUAUCUCUAUUGGGGAUUAAAAUCACGUGAAGUAAAAGGUUAAAUGUUACAAUAAUUAUCUUUUCACAAUGCUCAAUUUGUAAUUGUAUAAUUAUUUUAUUGGCAUUAUUUUUAUAGCAAAUGGUAUUCUUUUUUAAAUAAUAUAAGGGAGUGUAGAAUAUUUUCAAUUAAAGUUAUAAAGUUUUUUUCGCGAGGCGAAAUAUCCACGUUCACUAUCCAUCUCAAUUCGUUUUGAUUAUUCUGUGCCAUAUAGUAUCAGAAUUCACCAGCUCA